ACACCAGUGUGUCCAAGCGGCGAAAUCGGACCGAUAAUAGUUGUAAUCGAUAAGCGCUUCUAGCUACUUCCAAGCCAAAUCUGGGUAGGACAAUCGGAGGCGACGUACGCCGCUGAUAAGAAAUAGAAGAGUGGUUCCUUAUCCCAAUCCCCGACAGAAUCGAAGAUGAAGGACCUCUUCUGGCAUUUGGUGGGCAUAGCCACCGGCUUAAAAAUCCUCCUCAUCCCCGCCUACCACUCAACAGAUUUCGAGGUGCACCGGAACUGGCUGGCAAUCACCCACAGUUUGCCCCUGGACCGCUGGUAUGUGGAGGCGACCAGCGAGUGGACGCUGGACUAUCCGCCCUUCUUCGCUCACUUUGAAUGGCUGCUGUCGCAAGUGGCCAGGUUUGUGGAUCCCCGGAUGUUGGAGGUGCAGAACCUCAACUACAAGUCCAAGGGUACCGUCUACUUUCAGCGACUCUCGGUGAUUGCCACAGAUCUGGUCUAUGUGCUCGGUGUGCGCAGCUGCCUGGGAUCUCUGGGUUUGGCGCGAGGCACGCAGCAGCACUUUGCCGGCUCCAUGCUGUUAUUGCUCAACGUGGGACUGAUCUUCGUGGACCACAUUCACUUCCAGUACAACGGAUUCCUGUUUGGCAUUCUGCUCCUGAGCAUCGGCUUCCUCAUCCGAAAGCGGUUCCUCUGGAGCGCCUUUGCCUUCGCCGUGCUGCUUAACUUCAAACAUAUAUUUUUGUAUUUGGCGCCGGCGUUUGCUGUCUACCUGCUAAGGUUCUACUGCUUGGAACAGGCGAAUGUGUUGUCCACGGCGGUUGCCCUUGUCAAGCUGCUGGCCGUGGGAUUGACACCGUUCGUCGUAUCCUUUGGACCUUUCUGGAAGCAACUGCCGCAGGUUUUUUCCCGCCUUUUUCCAUUCAAGAGGGGAUUAACGCACGCCUACUGGGCGCCCAAUUUCUGGGCUCUCUACAACACAGCGGACAAGGUGGCUUCGGGAGUCUUGAAAGUGCAGGAUGGCGGAGCUUCGACCACUUCGGGGUUGGUGCAAGAGGUUAGACAUGCGGUACUGCCAUCGAUCACACCACCUGUAACAUUCGCCUUGACUGCUCUCUUCAUGCUGCCCAUUCUGGUGAAGCUCUUCAGGAGUCCCAAAAAUCAAAGUCCUUUGGUCUUCCUGCGAGCCGUUGUCCUGUGCGGCUGCUCCUCCUUUGUGUUUGGCUGGCAUGUCCACGAAAAGGCCAUUCUCAUGGUGCUCGUCCCGCUUUGUCUCCUGACCCUUGUUAACCGGGAGGAUGCCCGGUACGCCUACAUCCUGGCCGUUGCCGGCUACUUCUCAUUGUUUCCGCUGCUCUUCGACGCGGAUCUCUUCAUUCCUCGGUAUUCCCUGUAUAUGUCCUACGUGGCCAUGCUGUACGGCCAACUGUACCGCAUCUUUCCCGGUUUCCGGGGCUUCCACGCUCUCGAAUGGCUGUACAUGCUGGGCUUUCUGGCCAUUCCGCUUUACGAGCACUUGCUCUCAUUCCUGCUGCACUUGGACAAGCGUCUGCCCUUCCUGCCACUCCUGCUGACCUCUGUUUACUCGGCGCUCGGGGUGCUCUAUUUCUUUGGGGCCUACUAUUUGUACGCCUUGGGCUUUAGCUUUGGCAAGGUGGCCAUCGUAUCCUCGUCAUCCUCAACGUCGGCUGUUAACAUAAAGAAAGGAAAACGAAAAACGAAAUAAACUAAGCAAUAUAAUGAA
Molecule: messenger RNA, 1731 nt
Organism: Drosophila ficusphila
Lineage: Eukaryota; Metazoa; Arthropoda; Insecta; Diptera; Drosophilidae
Gene: xit
Product: probable dolichyl pyrophosphate Glc1Man9GlcNAc2 alpha-1,3-glucosyltransferase
Exons: 4
Coding region: 166-1713 (515 amino acids)
Biological process (GO): protein N-linked glycosylation
Cellular component (GO): endoplasmic reticulum membrane
Molecular function (GO): dolichyl pyrophosphate Glc1Man9GlcNAc2 alpha-1,3-glucosyltransferase activity
Source: RefSeq, a predicted model, not a curated record